Molecule: messenger RNA, 156 nt
Organism: Phytophthora nicotianae INRA-310
Lineage: Eukaryota; Oomycota; Peronosporomycetes; Peronosporales; Peronosporaceae
Exons: 1
Coding region: 1-156 (51 amino acids)
Source: RefSeq, a predicted model, not a curated record
AUGUCGCGGUUCGGUGCGCACCACCGCACUAUCCCUGCGCUCAGAUCGGCUCUUGCGACUGGAACGCGUUCGACCUUGUCGGUAAAGGUAAUGUAUAAAGACACUCGGCUUCAACGCCUCGCGAAUCUGUCUGCUUCAAGCGGGAGCGCGUGUUGA